Molecule: messenger RNA, 1405 nt
Organism: Topomyia yanbarensis
Lineage: Eukaryota; Metazoa; Arthropoda; Insecta; Diptera; Culicidae
Product: 4'-phosphopantetheine phosphatase
Exons: 5
Coding region: 216-1289 (357 amino acids)
Biological process (GO): coenzyme A biosynthetic process
Cellular component (GO): cytosol; nucleus
Molecular function (GO): pantothenate kinase activity; ATP binding
Source: RefSeq, a predicted model, not a curated record
AGAUAAUUAUUUGUGUGUCAUCAUGAGUUGUAUGUAAUAUGCACAUCAUUUUCAAUGGAUACAUAUAGUAUCAAUGCGAUUGUCAUAAGAGUUGAUCUGUGAUUUUUCUAAUAAUUUUUACAAGAUUUCUUGGUUCAGUGUAGAUUUUAGAAAGCCAUAUUUUUAGUUGACAAAUCCAACUUUUUAGACAAGGUAUCCUGUUUAAGAAUCAAAAAAUGUCCUCGCCUACGCGAUUUCAUCUACUUCAAGACAUUGAUGGCUACAACCCAGACACACUUGAUCUUCACCAGGAUGCAGAGGCAAAAGAAUACUGGUUCAAUUGUUUUUACAAACUUGUGUUGAAAUUUGAACAACAAGCAGCCAAAAGCCAAAUUUCUGAUAAUACGGCGGUAGACCGUGCUGCUAAAUAUAGGAAACAUUAUUUGGCUCAACUGAACCAGUUAAAGCAAGAAGAUUGUAGUUUAAAUAAACGACCACUGUCUAUUCGAAAUUUGUUAGAACUCAAUGAGUCAACACUUAGGAUGUUCGGAUUUGAUGAUCCGUGGAAGGAUCAGAAACGAAUUGAGAAUUCAGGGUCCAUCAGAAAGCUAAAUGCUCGGCUUCAACAACUUGAUCAACUGGAAAGUAUGACUGGAAAAUGGAUCGAAAUUGUCAAAGGCGUAUUGGCAGGUAAUAUGUUCGACUGGGGAGCGCAAGCUGUUUCUCAAAUACUUGAAAGUGACGCCAAUUUCGGAUUGAAAGAGGCUCUAGAACGCAUACAAAAACGUCCCUGGCUAAUUGAUUGUUUGGAUCAGUGGCUGGAAAGAAUGCAGGGCUCUCCGCAUAGAUGCGCAACGAUCUUCACUGAUAACUCAGGUAUUGACAUAGUACUGGGUAUAAUUCCUUUGGUGAGAGAACUGUUACUGCGCCAAACGAAAGUGUUACUUUGCGCCAAUACCAACCCCGCACUGAAUGAUAUCACUUAUAAUGAACUGAAGGAAGUAAUUACACAAUGUUGCACCGAAUGUGAAGUUAUCAGUGAUGCUUAUGAUACUGGCAUGUUGAAAAUCCUUGGCAAUGAGCAAAAUGGCCCAUGUCUUGACUUCAGUCUCAUGACACCUGAUUUGUGUGACGAGAUUGCAGAAAGUGAUUUGGUUAUUAUCAUUGGAAUGGCAAGGGCGCUCCAUACAAACCUCAAUACAAAAUUUACCUGUGAAACUUUGAAACUAGCCGUCGUAAAAAAUGAGUGGCUUGCAAAACGUCUCGGUGGAGAAACAUUUUCUGUAAUUUGCAAAUACGAAAAUGUAUGAUAUCGUCUGAUCUACCGGCAUGCUCGCAUAUAUCAAUAGAGAAAUACACAGGAAAAAAACAAUGUCUUCUUGUUCGUUUGAACCCAUUAAAAAUAAACGAAUGGUUAUACAACGAA